Lactuca sativa (garden lettuce) is the source of this 854-nucleotide messenger RNA. RefSeq lists its product as uncharacterized. Gene Ontology annotation, molecular function: electron transfer activity. Lineage: Eukaryota; Viridiplantae; Streptophyta; Magnoliopsida; Asterales; Asteraceae. The record is from RefSeq and is a predicted model, not a curated record.
AACUUCAUAAAUCACCUACUUAGCCAAAUUCAUUACUUCCAAGUCUCUUUCCAUCAAUCAAAGAAAGCUCGAGUAAAAUGGCUUUGAUGUACACACAUUCCCUUCUCCUAAUAGCCGUAAUUUCAGCAAUAUUCACAGUUGCAUCAAGCAAUGCGAAUUUCCAAAAAGGUCCCCAAAAUUGGAACUUCAACUUCAACAAUACAAACAAGCCAUUUACACACAAGAACCCUUUUCAUAGCUCUAGAAGAAUCAUUGUCGGUGGAUCUAACAACUGGCGUUUUGGCUUUAAUUACACUGAAUGGGCUCGAACAAAUGCCCCAUUCUUCUUCAACGACACUUUAGUGUUUAAAUUUGAUCCACCUAGCACUACCAAUUUACAUCCACAUAGCAUUUAUUUGCUACCAAAUCUAUGGAGUUUUUUGAGGUGUGAUCUAAAAUGGGCAAAACUUGUGGCUAACACAUCACAAGGUGGAGGAGAAGGGUUUGAGUUCGUGUUAAACAAAUGGAAGCCAUAUUAUUUUGCUUGUGGAGAAAGCAACGGUUUUCAUUGCCAAUCUGGAAUGAAAUUUUCUGUUAUGCCGUUGUUUCGUUGGUUUUGAACGCUUUAAUGCUCAUUUUAAACCAAUUGAAGAAAGAAGAAUAAGUUUGUUUUCAUUGUUUUAGGUUUAUCAUUUUUAGACAAAAGAAAAUAAUGAGUGUUUCAAUAUUUACUUUUUUGCUUCUAUGUAUUGUUUGUUGUGCUUCACGUACUUUACUUCUACAAUUUGAAAUGUAUUUGUCUUAACAGAGUUGUCAUAAAAAAGAUAAAUCUACAUUUUUUGAUAUAGUGAGAUAACAAGGGAAUUAUUAGUUCA